GCGGUAGAACCAUUUUCAAAAUGGUGGUGAUUUAUCAUCGUGGGCACGUACGCAACGCACGUGCUGUAGGGCUUAAAGCAGGGUUUAAGGCGGUCGUGUCGCCCCCCUCCGGCAUACAACACCCUUCCGCUCAUACACCGGCAAUAAGAAAGAAAUGCACAUCACCAAACUUCUCUCCAUCUAACCAUGAAAACCCUAACUUCAAAAAUCCUCUUUUCCUAUUCUUCUUUCUCUUCUUCUCCUUCUCCGGCCUUCUUCCGCUCUUUUUCUUUCAUUCUCUUCCAUUCCAGCUCUACCGAAGAAUUACAGAAGAAGAGAGGAGGACUCUCUUCUUCUUCUUCUUCAUCUAUUUCCUGGCGCCAUCACGAUGAUGACAGCCGUAAUGUGAAAGUCUCGGUGUGGUGGGACUUUGAGAACUGCUCUGUCCCCACCGGCGUCAACGUCUUCAAGGUGAGCAACCGUAUUACUUCUGCCCUCAGAGCCAAUGGAAUCAAGGGUCCGGUCACGAUCACCGCGUUCGGGGACGUUUCCCAGCUCUCUCGCUCGAAUCAGGAGGCGCUUUCUUCAACGGGCAUCUGCCUUACCCACGUACCUAACAGUGGAAAGAACAGUGCUGAUAGGUCUCUUCUAGUUGAUCUUGUCUAUUGGGUGUCUCAAAACCCUCCACCAGCACACCUUUUUCUCAUAUCAGGAGACAGGGAUUUUGCUAACAUUCUACAUCGUUUACGGAUGAAUAACUACAAUAUAUUGCUUGCAAGCACAGCAUGUACUUCAGGUGUUCUUUGCAGUGCUUCAAGUAUAAUGUGGCAUUGGAAUGGACUGGUUCGAGGAGAUGGUCUUAUUGGCAAGCAUUUUAACCACCCUCCUGAUGGGGUAUAUGGUUCUUGGUAUGGUCAUUACGAGGGGCCGCUUGAUGAUCCCUACUCAGAUAUGGAGCAAUCUGCUUGUUUGCAGGCUGAGGAUUCUUCAGAACCUGGCACAGACCCCAAGCCUCGCCCAAUUCCCAAGGUAUUAGUGAAUAGGAUUCGUCAAGUAUUGAGCUUACACCCUGAAGGAGUCAGCCUUACAGAGCUUCGUACAGAGCUGGGGCGAAGUAAUGUAACUAUGGAUAAAGAUUUCUUUGGAUACAAGAAGUUCUCACGCCUUCUUUUAUCUAUGCCAAAUGUUUUGAAACUCCAACGUAACCCUUCAGGUGAAAGGCAGCCAUUAGUAUUUGGUGUCAACCCAAAAGCUGCUGAACCAUAUGCAUCCAAUUUGAAGUCAUCCACACGAUCGGAAGUCGCUAAUGCACAGACAGAGGGUAACUCAGCUGGUGAAGGGCUGCUACUAUCAGAUAGUACCCGUCAGAAUGCUGCCGAACCAGUUGAGCUCAGUUUCAAGUCAUCCACUAAUGGACAAAAGAACCACACUAUGACUGCAGAAUCUAAUGGGAAAUUAUCACCAUCACCUCCUCAGCCGAUAAGGUUAGUGCCUUCUAUUUGCCAUGAAGAGGUUGAUAAAAACAACACCAUUGGUUAUUCGACGCCUAUGCAGCAACAUGGUUCCAUAGUUGAAGAGGGAUUUUUCCUAAGAAUUUGGAGAACUUGGUUUGGUGAUAGAAUUGGUGGUUCAAAUGAGAAAAGUCAUUGCAUCCCCUGUGAAGAUGCCUAUGCAAAGGUCACCAGCUUAACUGAUUAUGAGAAGAGAGGAUCCAGAGAAAAACCUAGCCAAUCAAGCUUUCAUCAACCUGAUCUGUCAGGUUCUACUUCAAGCUCUUCUGAUGUUAGGAAAUCAGCUCCUGAGGAGAAUACCGCUGCACAGUCAGAAAAGAAUGAUGAAAAAUCUAGACCACAAUCCGGCUUCUUUAAUCAAUUUGUUAAGUGGUGUAAAUUUUGGAAAAAUGGAGAAGAAAGUCCUGAUCAUGGUUCUGUAUCUGCUGAUCAAGCCAUGAUAAAUCAGUCUACAGAUGAAAGUGGAAGAGGAGGUGAAGAAGUGAAUAAAAAAACUCAGUUGGAAAAUCAUGUUUUAUUUUCCAAGGCUUACUUUUGGGAUGAUGUGGAAUCAUUUUUGCUCACCCCUAAAGGUUCAACCCUCGUCUCCCAAUCAAGGAACAGGGAACAGAUGGCGCAAGUGCUGCAAAAGGAAGGGCCUUUGAUUCUCAAUGCUCUUAAUGCAAGGCAUUUGCUUUGGUUAGUAGAUUUGCUGAUUUCCGAGAAGAAGUGGGUCCAGGAAUUUGGUGCCUCACAGGCAUCUCCUUUUAAACUCACACUUCCUGCUAAGAGAAGGUGCUACUCUCCAUCUCAUGUUCGUGGUUCAAAUGGAUUAAGUUCUAUUUUUUCAGGGACGACAUCUCAACCCUCCUUGAGGCAGCCACCAGAUCAUGAGAAGGGGAAACGAGAUCAUAACCUUGUGUUGGGUGGACUCUCUGCCAAUGGGAAUCUUGAUAAUAAGCAACCCCAGAGUGUUGCAGAGCUGAAAGGUUGGUUUUGCAAAUUUCGCAAUGGCAAGGGAAAUAUCAAAGCUGAGGUUUUGAAGAGUCUUUUCAAGAGAGAAUUCAACAGAGAACUUGAUCAUGGUUUUUAUGGUUGUUCUAGCGUGGAAAGCCUGCUUGCAACAUGUUUGGCUGAUGAUGAUAAUUCCAGCAAAAGCAGCAAGAAACCUUCUAGCAAAUCCAGGCUUGAGAUAUUAGCUGAUUGCAAGAAGCUUCUGGCAGAAAUUUUAGAGGAAAACUCGGAAGGAUUCAAUAUGGGAUGUUUCAAACCGCUCUUCUUAGAGAAGUACGGCUAUGUUCUUGAUCAUCAAAUGCUUGGUUACCAGAAGUUAACGUCGUUGUUACAGAUAAUGCCAGGGGUGAAAGUGGAGUCGGCUUUUAUUGUACCAUCUGUGAAAGCCCAUAAAGAUUUCAACCACGAAAAACAGGCGGGGGAAGGAAUGCCUGCUUUUGUAGAAGAAAAUAGCACACCGAAGGUAAGUAACUCUGAUUACGAAGUAGCUGAUUCAGAAGUGAGUGACAAUGAUCUCAGCCCAACUAGUACAGAUCAAGAUUCUGUAUGGGAGGAGCUUGGGCCUGUUUCGGAUACAGGAGAACCGAAGCUUGAUGACAUUGCCGAUGUUUCGGAGAUGGGCUCUCCCAGGAACAGCAUUGAAUCAGGGAUUGACAGGAAAAUUGAUCGGGGGAAGGAUGAGAUGGAUUUCAAUGAGUCCUCUUUUUUAGAUGAAGAUUUCUCAGAUUCAGAGGAUGAAAGUCCACGUGUGGAUGGAUCGAAAGAGCAGGGGAAGAAGAAGCACAGAAGUGAUGAAGACAGCUCCCUGCUACAGAUUCUGGAUUCAUGGUACAGUAGCAAGGAUGGUAGUGGUAAGGAUCAGUUGCAGAAUGUUGAUGGACUUGUUGAUUGUUCGAGAGGGAGCAACAGCCCAAAGGCUUCAGAGUUGCCCGCCUCUGUUGGCUCUGAGAAAAGCCUUGGAGGAACAAAUUGUGGGCGGAAGCUGAAGCCUCGCAAGAACUAUUCUUUCAUUUCGGAUUCAGUCAGUGAUGAGAAGGAAAAGCUGAUCGAUAGUAUAUUGGGUAGCCUGAGGAAGUCAGCUGAUCCGAGAUUACAGAGUUGAAUGCCUUGGGAAUCCAAGUGCUGCUCUAUUCCUCUAUUCCUGAAGGUGCUGUUGAUGAGAUGCAGCUUUUGUUGUUCUUUUGAUUUUUGAGUUUUGAUUGGUGGCAGAUGAUCAGAAGAACCGGGAGAGUAGAGGUGUGGGAUGCAGCUUUUGUUCUGUCUGAUCUUUUGAGUUCUGGUUCGCGGCAGAUGAUUAGAAGAACCAAUAGAGGUGUGGGGAAAGAAAUAAUUUCAUUCAUGGCAGAAAUAUCUAUGAUGUGUUUGGUUAGUCAUUGUAGCACAUGAUUUGUAGUAGUAAUUUUAUUUAUUUUUUCUGGAUUGGAUGGCGUUAAGAAGUGUGGUGAGAAGAUUGGAAAAUAUUGAGAGGAACAUUCAAGGAUCCAGAUCCAGGGACAAUGGUUGUGGCAGAAGACUCAUUUGAGGGCUGGUCUAGAAGUCUGCAGGUAACUUGAGUUAAAAUCAUAUAAUGGUCAACAGUUUACAUUAUGCCAUUGCCUUCUUUAUCAGUUCUAGAACUCAGUGUCUCGACUUAAAACUCAGUUGAGUCGGCUCGAAUUGAUGAGAUUUUGAUGAAACUAAUGCUAGAAGCGACUUGGUUAUGACUCACAAGGCUCGUCCAGCUCGCACAAUGAGUGCGUUUAUUUGAUUUGAUUUGUGAAGACCGGGACGAGUCCAUUUUAAAGCUUCCUUUUCAACUUGGUAAUGGAACUCUUCAACUUUCAUGGA
This is a messenger RNA of Magnolia sinica, 4310 nucleotides long. RefSeq lists its product as uncharacterized. The transcript is spliced from 3 exons. Gene Ontology annotation, molecular function: RNA nuclease activity. Gene Ontology annotation, biological process: regulation of gene expression. Bases 187 to 3585 code for a protein of 1132 amino acids. Lineage: Eukaryota; Viridiplantae; Streptophyta; Magnoliopsida; Magnoliales; Magnoliaceae. Gene Ontology annotation, cellular component: peroxisome. The record is from RefSeq and is a predicted model, not a curated record.